AUGCCCUCAAUACUGAGCGAUGUCGACAAGGAAACCGUUAAGCGGAACGUCCCUAAACCCGCCAACAAGAUCCUCGCCGUAGCUGUCGCGCGACUCUACGUCGCCUACCCGGAUCCACAGAAAUGGACAUAUACCGGAAUUCAAGGCGCUGUUGUCCUCUGCAAUGACCUUGUGGGAAGAACUUUUUGGCUCAAAAUAGUUGAUGUCUCGCCCGCUGGCAGAGGCGUGCUCUGGGACCAGGAGAUCUAUGAUAACUUCGCUUACAACCAGGACCGAACCUUCUUUCAUACAUUCGAGCUCGAAGCCUGCCUCGCCGGUCUAUCGUUUGUUGACGAGAAGGAGGCCAAGACAUUUAUCAAAAAGGUGCAGGAGCGCGAGAAACAUGCAAGCAAAGAGACCGCCAAGACUCCUUUUGCAUCUAGUCGAGGCCAGGGACCUGCUCCAGUCACCAAUGGGAAAAUAGGACGGUCUUUGUUUGGCAGCUUGCUGCAUCGUUCGAGUCCAGCUCCAAGUGCACCGCCGCCGACAGCACCUGCGCCCGCGCCUUCAAUACAGGUUGCUCCUCCACCUCCGACGCUGUCCCCAAUCGCACCACCAGCUAAGCCAGAUUUGCCAUUUGAUACAAGUGAUCCCUCUUGGAAAGGACUGCUGGAUGAGCUUAAGGGGAUGGGAAUUACCGAAGACCAAAUCGCGGAGAAUUCCGAAUUCAUCAAAGCUUGGAUUGACCAGAAGCAGGCGGCGGCGGUUGAGGAUCAAAAUAAGCCAAAGGCUGCUCCUCCACCGCCACCUUCUGCACCUCCCGCCCCGAAAGUGACUUCAAUCAGUCCUCAAGACACGGGUUCCAGCUCAACAAGCAGACGGGGACCGCCGCCGCCGCCUCCGUCACGGAAAACACGGUCUGAAGCACCAGAAGAACCGGUUUCCCUACCCCCUCGUGAGCCAUCUCCGCCUGCGCGAAGAUUCAAUGCACCGCCUCCAUUUGCAGAUGCAGGAAAAUUCGCUGAGCCCGUCGGUCCUGUACCACCGCGUCGUCCACGCGCAAUUUCGAACGUCAAUGCCGGGCCCCCGCCGCCCCCGCGACCACCAAAGACACCGAUGGAUGAUGGUCAAUAUACUCAAUCAAGUCAAUCUCGAUUUGGGGUACCACCGCCUUUCUCUGGUGAUCGCAAGGUAUCUGCGCCACCGGCACCCCCCAGCCGUGGCCCUACAUUAGGUGGCCCCCCCCCCUCCGCCGCCUCGUACAGCGAGCCCAGCAGCACCACCCCAGCUGCCUCCCAAAGUGCCGCCUAUGACCACUACAACUGGACCUCCUCCACCACCCGCCAGAGGCCCCGUUUCACCCCCACUUCCACCCCCGCCAGCGCCUCGACCUGUGCCAGCUGCACCGUCUUCUCCUGCGGCAGCUCCUCCUCCUCCUCCACCACCAAGAGGACCGGUAUCGCCUCCCCCCGUCCCGCCCUCGGCGCCUGCAUAUUCUCCUAG
Messenger RNA from Penicillium vulpinum, 1482 nucleotides. RefSeq names its product WASP family protein. The record is from RefSeq and is a predicted model, not a curated record. The transcript is spliced from 2 exons. Bases 1 to 1482 code for a protein of 493 amino acids. Lineage: Eukaryota; Fungi; Ascomycota; Eurotiomycetes; Eurotiales; Aspergillaceae.